Messenger RNA from Diabrotica balteata, 4039 nucleotides. The record is from the annotation of a GenBank genome assembly. NCBI's taxonomy places the organism in Eukaryota, Metazoa, Arthropoda, Insecta, Coleoptera, Chrysomelidae.
AAAAUUUUGAACAACGGUUUUCUUUUAAAAAAUAUGUUACUGUAAAUCAAUCACUUAGUAGUACAGUACAGAAGAAGUUGCUAAUGGAACAACAUGGUGUCCAUAUUAGAAGAAGCAGAUGAUCCGAUGCUUAGAUGGAAAAACAGAGAUGUGGAAAUGCAAAGUUAUUCUUAUAGUAUCUCCAGCGAGGAAGAAAGCGGUUCCGCUUUCGAUAUAGAGCAAAGAACAAGAACGAAACCUUAUCAAGAAAUAUGGAAUACAAAUUCUAUAUGGGAGAGUCUUAUGCAUUUGAAUGAGGCAGAAGAAAUAAAUGAACUAUUACUUAAAGACGAUGUGAAAAAGGCUAUCGGUACUAACAAAAAUACUGCUCUACUAAUUUCGUCAUGGACAGGAAAUGUAUCUGCGUUAAAAAGUAUCAUAGAAGCCGGACCGUUUCUAGAUAAAACCGAUGAAAAUGGAAGGACAGCAGUCCACUUGGCAUCUUACGGCGGGAAAAGUGAAUGUUUAAAGCUAUUACUAGACGCAGGUUGUAACAUAAACGCCUAUGAUCACAGCAAGCAGAUUACGCCUUUGCAUUGCGCAGCCGGGGCGGGAGAUUUAACCUGCAUAAAGAUCUUGAUAAAAAGAGGGGCAGGCAUCAACGCCGGUUUAAACAGUGGAAAUUUUAGACCCCCAUUGUAUUUUGCAGUACAAAGCAACGCUACCGAAUGUGUGAAAGAGCUGUUGCAAAACGGAGCUAUUCCAAAUACUUGCCAGAUUUUUAGUGAAACUCCCCUCCACGUAGCAGCAGCUCUGGGAAACUCUGGAGUAGUGGAACUUCUUCUGCGCUAUGGAGCUGCCAAAGACGUACAAUGUGGGAACGAGAAAAUGACUCCACUCCAUCUGGCCGCAGAAGAUGGAGACGUAGACUGCGUUAAUUUGCUUAUAAACGCAGGUGCUAAUAUAGCUGCGAAAAACCACAAAAAUCAAACACCUCUGCACUUGGCAGCUCUGUCCCAAUGUGCAGAAACGAUUGCGAUCCUGUUGAAGAAAGGUGCAGAUCCUAAUGCUACCGAUGUGGAUGGAAGAACUCCUUUGCACAGUUCGAUCGUAAAAGCUUCCAGGUCUUGCGAAUGCGUAAGACUAUUACUAAGCGCCAGACCUAACGUAAACAAACCAGACAUUUUUGGUUACACCCCCCUUCAUCUAGCAGCUCUAAAUGAGUAUGCUCACUGCGUUAUGUUAUUAAUUAACCACGGUGGGGAUGUAACUGCAAGAACUAAUGGCGGAAUAUCAGUUCUUACUUUUAUAACCAGGAAGACCCCAGACGUGAUUCAAAAAUACAAAUCUAAAUUCGACUACUCUAUAAGACUAAUAGAUCAUGAGUUGGGUGACAUUGACUGCGAAUUAAAAUUAGAUUUCACAGUUCUUGUACCUACCAUGGGCAAUAAAGAAACAGAACUUCUUUUGAACUUUAUUGAAGUGGGUCAUAAGGAGAUUCUGAAACAUCCGCUGUGUGAAACGUUUUUAUUUUUAAAAUGGAGGCGCAUUAGAAAGUUUUUCCUAUUCAGUUUAUUUUACCAUUCCCUUUUUGUAUUCUUGUUUACUUUUUACACAGUAGGUGUAUUUCUUCGAGAUUGCCCAUCUGCCAAAAGCCACGUCAGUCCUUGCUGGGUACCAGAGUAUGUCAAGACUGUGGGUUAUGUGCUAUUAAUUCUGAAUUUGUUAUUGUUAGCUAAGGAAUUAUUUCAGAUAGCCCAUUCGUGGGUCACGUACGUAAGGCAAUGGGAGAAUGCUCUCCAAUGGUUUAUUAUUUUUGGAGUGUUUUGCUGUGUUCAACCAACCACCAAUAUGGAUGUAGAACAGGAUGUAUAUAAUUGGCAGCACCAUGUUGCAGCCAUUAGUAUAUUUGUCACUUGGGUCGAGCUAAUGAUGAUAGUUGGAAGGUUUCCUGUAUUCGGUUUGUAUAUUCAAAUGUUUACGACAGUUGCGGUAAAUUACGCUAAGUUUAUGCUGGCUUAUUUUUGCUUAUUUCUGGCAUUCUCUUUAAGUUUUGGCGUCAUAUUCGCCAAUUAUAAAUCCUUUAAAGACCUCAAAUGGGUACUGUUAAAAGUCAUAAUAAUGAUGUCAGGAGAACUAGAGUAUGAAGAUGUAUUUUUUCCCGAUGAUAAAUAUGAGAAAAUCAAAUAUCCUUAUACAGCACAGUUAAUGUAUCUAUGUUUCGUAAUCUUGGUGACGAUUAUUUUAACGAAUUUAAUAGUCGGUCUUGCAGUUAGCGAUAUUCAAGAAUUACAACAAAGUGCUGGACUAGAUAGGUUAGUUCGACAAGCCGAAUUAGUAGCUCACUUGGAGAGUAUGUUGUUUUCCAAACUUCUGACGUGCAUACCUUACAAGGUGAUGAAAUUUUUACAUAACAAAGCAUUGCUCCUCAGGUCUCAGCACCAUUGGGCUUUAUAUAUACGGCCCAAUGAUCCAAGAGAAGAAAGAAUACCACAAGACUUGAUUAAAAAUAUUUAUCAAUUAGUAGUAGCGCGAAAAGAAAAACCAAAAAAAAAUCGACGAAUGAAAUCAGACUAUUAUUACGACGUUAUUUCUCCUUCCCUCUCAAGGCUAAGUUCUUACAACAGCGAUGGCGGAAAGUACGGUAGUAGAAAUCAAUUAACAAAUCUGAAAGCUCAAGUUGACGAAGUUACAAAAACUUUUCAUGAGCACAAUAAGAUGAUGAGACAUAAGAUUGACAAAAUAUACAUGGCUCUAAAUGGUACUAAAUAAUUUCUGACGAUAUUGAGUGCGUCACGAUCCUGUUUUUAAAAUGUUCCCUGGAGUAGACAUAAAAUAAAGUAUUGAGAUAUCUAAAAGAUUAUUUGUUACUACAUCAUUUAACUUUCAUCACUUUACUUUCUGAUGUCCUAAUUGUCUUUCUUUCCUACUCACCUUUAUCCCCGUAUCCACUAACACCAGUCAGUUUUGACUAGCUACACACUGACUCUUUAUCACUUUACAGUUGGUAACCUCUUUUAGCUAACUUGUUCUACACAGGAUAACAUAUGUCUGACAUUCCCUUCCCCCUCUACUAUAUGUAACAUACUGGUCUUCAGUCUUUAUAAAGAAUGUAUUAAUCACAGCCAAAUCCCAUGCCAUUUCAAAGUCAAUCAAACUAUUUCCUUCAUCAUUUCUUAUUCCCAUCUCCAUCCCAUCUCCAAUAAAAUACUUUUCGUCUACAGGAAUCUAGAGCAUCUCCCAAUCAAGGGCACUCCAAAAUUCUUUCUUUUCCUGUUUUUCACACUCUACUUGUGGGGCAUAAGCACAUAUUAUGUUCAUGUUGGUAUUGCAUGUAUUCUGUUGGCCUUUCAUUAUUUUUUCACUUCUUAUGAUUACCCUUACUAGAUGUUCUUUCCAUUUGUAGUUUAAAAUAACACCCACUCCAUUUCUGCGAUGACUAUUCACAUUACUACUGUAUAUUGACUUGUAUGCAUAUAAAAAAUCCCUUGAUUUAUUACAUUCACAUACAGUGUACCUUUCCAACUAGUUUCUUGCAUACAAAGUACAACACUCCUAUGCAUGAAAUCGGCGAGCUCCUUUUCUGUACCUGUCAUACUUCCACCAUUGAGCAAUUGUCAGGACUAGCUUCUUAGACCCCUUCUGUCCUGUAAGAAGUGGCCCUAGCUCACUUUUCAUAGGGGUAAGGCGAAGCCGUAACUGCCUGUUGCUUAUGGGUAACAUCCCAGUCCCUAAACUGUUUUCUGUAUUCCUUCUUUCCAUGGAUUUAGCAUUUUAGGUUUUUUUUUACUGACGGAUGCCCUUCUUGGUGCACACCCUCCAACUUUAUCCCGGCUUGGGUCUAAUUGGGACUUAAAAACAGUUUUUAAAAUAGCGAUGGAUACAAAUAAAUUUGGCAGAGUAAUCACAACCUAAGACAAAAGACGGCAUUGCAAGAAAAAUAAUCGUAAUUAAGGGACAACCUAAAUAAUUCAAGAUUUGUACUGAUCUUGAUUACUCUUAAUGAAAACAGCGUCGUGGCGUCACGAUUAUUAUAACUAUUCCUAUUUUUUGAAUAACG